Molecule: messenger RNA, 1645 nt
Organism: Raphanus sativus (radish)
Lineage: Eukaryota; Viridiplantae; Streptophyta; Magnoliopsida; Brassicales; Brassicaceae
Product: 3-ketoacyl-CoA synthase 15
Exons: 2
Coding region: 16-1383 (455 amino acids)
Biological process (GO): fatty acid biosynthetic process
Cellular component (GO): membrane
Molecular function (GO): acyltransferase activity, transferring groups other than amino-acyl groups
Source: RefSeq, a predicted model, not a curated record
CAUGCUUGAAGCAAAAUGAAAAAAGAGGUAACAAAGAUGAUGAAUGGUGGUGGAGUUGAGUCAAAACCACCCAAAGGCUUUCCUGAUUUCCUCGGCUCUGUGAAUUUGAAAUACCUGAAGCUUGGCUACAUUUACUUGCUCUCUCUUUCCAACACCUUCUGCUUCUUUCUUCCUCCUCUUCUCCUUCUCUUCAUCUUUGUUUCUCGGUUCCUCCCACUCUUGGUUUAUCCUUUAUCCAUCUUCUUGCUUCUUCUCCUUUACCACUUCCUCACUCCUUCCUCUGUUUUCCUUCUUGAUUUCUCAUGUUACCGUCCACCUGAUCAUUUCAAGAUCACGAAAAGCGACUUCAUCGAGCUGGCAAUGAAGUCUGGCAACUUCAACGAGACUUCCAUCGAGCUCCAAAGAAAAGUUUUGGAGCAAUCAGGCAUAGGAGAGGAGAGCUACAUGCCGAGAGUGGUCUUCAAGCCUGGCCACAAACUCAACCUCCGUGAUGGACGCGAAGAAGCAGCGAUGGUCAUCUUCGGAGCCAUCGACGAGCUUCUCGCGGCCACCAAGAUCAACGUGAAGCAUAUCAAGAUCCUGGUCCUCAACUGCGGAGUCCUCAACACCACGCCUUCUCUCUCGGCGAUGGUGAUCAACCACUACAAGCUGAGGCACAACACGGAGAGCUACAACCUCGGUGGUAUGGGGUGCGGCGCCGGAAUCAUAGCGGUUGAUUUAGCCAAAGAUCUUUUGAACGCUCACCAAGGCUCUUACGCUUUGGUUGUGAGCACUGAGAUAGUUAGCUUCACUUGGUACUCAGGCAAUGACGUCACGCUGCUCCCGCCGAAUGGUUCUUUCCGGAUGGGAGCAGCUGCGGUCAUGCUCUCUAGCCGGCGUAUCGAUAGAUGGCGCUCGAAAUAUCAGCUUAUGCAGCUGGUGAGAACACAUAAAGGCAUGGACGACGCAAGCUACAAGAGCAUGGAGUUAAGAGAAGACAAGGAAGGGAAACAAGGACUGUACGUAUCAAAAGAUGUGAUGGAAGUCGCUAGACAUGCACUCAGAGCAAACAUCGCAACGCUACGCCGUCUCGAGCCAUGUUUCCAGCAUAUAUGCGUGCUGGCGACGAGCAAGACGGCUCUCGACGAGAUUCAGAAGGAUCUCAAACUGAGUGAAGAGAACAUGGAGGCGUCGAGGCAGACGCUGGAACGUUUUGGGAAUACGUCGAGCAGCAGCGUGUGGUACGAGCUGGCUUACUUGGAACACAAGGGGAAGAUGAAAAGAGGAGACACGGUUUGGCAGGUCGGUUUCGGGUCAGGGUUUAAAUGCAACAGUGUUGUAUGGAAAGCCUUGAAAAACAUUGACCCUCCAAGACACAAUAAUAACCCAUGGAGGAAUCUCUGAGGAUUUUAAGUGUAUUGAUAUAACAUGAAUAAAGUAAUACAACUGCAUUUGAAACAUAUCUAUGAUGCUAUAGGAUCUUACACAAAGGCAAACCAUCCAAUAAAGAGAUGCACUAGUCUGUGCUCUUGACAUGUUUAUCAUCAUUCAUAACUAGUUGACACAUGAAAGGAUGAAACUACACAGCCUUUUGUAUAUUGUGUUGUAGCAAAAGUUACAAAGGAUAGAGGAGAAGAAAGUAAACCAACUUGAAGCUAUGGGAUCU